GUCAUCGCUUUUCUUCCACAUCUAAAGUAAACUGCGAUUUUUCCCCGUGUUCUAACGUGUUAAAAUCCCGAAUUUUUUGUUAAGUGAACAUGUAAAACUAACGCGGUUUGUUUGGUGGAAUCAAAAACUUAAGAUUCCAGCUGUUCAAGGGCCUCUUAGUUCGAGAAAAGGUGUCGAAAGGCUGCUUCUGUGAGAGUGCUAGUGUUAGUGCCGGCAGUCUCUCAGCGGCGACGGCGUUUUGUGACGUCAAGAGCAGAGACGUCCUUCGCUGGCAGAAUCACACAAAAGCACAGAGAGAAACUCCCACCAAGAGAAUACUCCCCAUCAACAACAACAAAUUCAAAGAGAGAGAGAGAGAGUUCUUAUAAUCCUUGUGGAACCGCAUGUGUGUGUUUUAAGGCAGCUGCACAACUACAACUGCAACUACACGAGCAAUAACAACACCAACAAUAAUAACUGGAAUACGGCCAUAAAGCAACAAAAAUGGAACAGCCGAGCAUUCUCGUCAAAAUCCUGCACUCUAUUCCGCACGUGAAUUACACAUUCCGUCGGGUUAACGACACUUUCAAUCCGGACAGCGAUGUUUACCUCGAGAGUCUGGGUAUUCUGGCGUCCAUUCCCGCCGGUCUAUUGAUAGUAUCUCUGCUGGGUCUGCUGUUGUACCUGUUGACCAGGUGCUGCGAUCGUCGCCAGAGAAAGCCGACUGCCCAGCGUUGCCAGAGCUGUUCGCUGGUCAUCAUUACGCUGAUGACCUGUGCUGCCAUCGGAUUGGGCUUGUACGGCAACGAUGACUUCCACAAUGGCCUCCUUCAGGCCUUUGGAUCCGGGAAAAGCGUUGAGGGUCUGGUGCUCACCCUAAAAAGACAGACGGAGAGCAUUAAGCACGACUUGGAGACGCGGAUGGCCGGACACAGGGUGGAUCAGUUGGUAGAGAAGCCACAAUAUAACCAGACGGUAGUCAUGCUACUCAUCGAGACGUCGCGCCUGGUCACGGAGAACACCUCGCGGGCAGUCGCCUCACUGGACAGCAUGGUCCACUACUUCAUUAAGACCAAGGGCAGCGAGAACGACACCUCGCUGAUGGGUUUACUGCAGAUCGGCGAGUUCUACGAAUCGAUUCGUUGGCCAGCUACCUUGGCCUUUCUCACUGUGCUCCUGCUGCUCUGUACGGUUUUAGUGAUUGGCGUGGCCAGAAGAUCCCGCUGCACCCUGAUCUUCUUCAGCGUUUCUGGUCUGUUCUGCAUUAUUAUCUGCUGGCUGUUGACGGGCGUUUACCUGGCCUCCAGUGUGGCUGCCGGGGAUUUCUGUAUGCGACCGCACGACUACAUGUGCCGUCAGGUUGGCAUGCGGAGUCCUUAUGUUGAUUUUCUCAACUGCGGUACGCCGCGCAAUCGGUUCAUUCUACGCCUUAAUGAAUCACGGGACCUGGUGGAUCGUGCCAGAGAAAGUGUGGAGCAAAUGCAACGGAUGAGCCAGGACACGUAUCCGCACAUCGACAUCCAGCGCACCCUGAAUGCCAUGGACAAUGCUCUGGAGAACACUCUGCGUAACCUGACGACACUAUCGGCCACUCUGGAGCGCCGUUCCAUUGACAUGCACUACGAGGAGGCACUCCGCGGACUCUGCGGCGGCGGGUUACUGGGACUGAGUCUGAUGAUGGUGGCAGGACUGCUGACAUCCUUCCUGCUGACGAUCCUGGUAUACGCCGACUCGCACGCCUGGAUCUAUCUGACGAAGCGGCCAACACUGGAUGCCGAUAAAUCGGAAACGGCGCCGCUGUUCUCUGCUUCGAAUGCGCCGAGCGCUAGCAUUUCGCCAACAGCUCCGAUGAGCACGGGGACGAUCAACAGGACGCUGCUGCAUCAUCAGCAAGCAACGGCUGGCGGCGGAUCGGGCACUUUGCCGGGAUCUGGAGGCGUCGGAGGAACAGGAGGAGGCGUUAGUGCCAAUGGGCACAACGGCAUGGGACCCUACCGCAAUGGAACGGCCGGCCUGAGACAAGGGUUGGCAUCACCUUCUUCUCAAUCAAGCCACACUUCAUCCACUGCCACCUACAACAACCACAACAACGGCACCACCGGCUACAACAACAGCCACCAAUACCACAACAACCACCUGUACAGCAACCACCACCACUACAACCACAGCAACAACACACAGCAUAGAACUAACUUGACGGCGGGGGCGGUGGCAGCGGCGGUGGGCGUGGCCAGCAGCGGUCAGCGAUCGCCGUCGCCGCCGCCCGGCUACGAUUUGGUGCAUGGCACAAGGUCAGGUCACCACACGCUAGGUCGCCUACCAUCGCACCACCAGCAGUCGGCAACGUAUCUACCGGGGCCCAACAAUGGAAAGUACGCGACGCUCAGCAAGCAGUGUAAGACGCUCGAGUCGAACGACUUCUACUGAGAUUCGCUUGCCUGCAGUUCCCAUGCAGGCAGUAGCAGCAACACAGCACAGCAGCAGCAGCAUUUGCAGCUCCAGCAGCAGCAGAGCAGCCUCAUCAAUCAGAACCAGAGUCAGAGUCAAAACACGCUAAAGAACAUCUUCGCAUCGGCCACCCUGCCCCGCUCUACGGGCAGUUCCAUCCGGUCUGUGCUUUCUGUGCAGACCUCCAAUGCGGGCAUAUGCCGCUCCACGGGCAAUGGUUUAGACAGUGACCAGGUGGACGAUCGUGAUCCUAGGGAUGUAACCAACAACAGCUUCAAUCGCUUCGAUCCCAAGUACAUCAGCAUUGGCCCCAAGGCGGCUAGGGGUCAGAACAAUAAUCUCAACAUUAUGUCCGCUGCCGGCACGGGCAAUAAAUGUGCCACCCUGCGGCAUGUGGGUCGCUAUGGUGGCUCGCUCAAAGGUGUGUCCGCCGUCAAUGCCGCGCCCUCGCUCGCCGCCGCCCCAGCUGUCCAUUCGCCGAACUUGAGAACCGCAAAAACGCCAUCGAUAGCGACCGUUUCAAAGGAUUACUGCCAGCAGCCGGACUGCAUUCCGCAGGAGUUCCUCAUCCAGCAGCAGCAACAGCAACUCCAGCAGCAGCAGCAACAGCAGCAGCUACAACUGCAACAACAACAACAACAACAGCAGCAGCAGCAGCAGCAGCAACAACAACAGCAGCAGCAGAUGGUGUCACCUGCUCCGCCACAACCUGCCCCUCCACCUCCGCCCAAACCAAAGAUAGUCAAUACGUUUACAGAAAUUCCCGGCACCACGGGCGUGGGCAGCUCGUAUGCCAAAGAGCAACAGCAGCAGCAGCAAUUGUUGGCCCUGCAACAGCAACAGCAACAGCAGCUGCUGGCCCUCCAGCAGCAAAGGGAGCGAGAGUUACAGCAGCAGCAACAAAGGGAAUUGCAUCCACCCACCACUCACAUACUACCCGCUUCGGCUGUAUACAGCAUCGAGAGCAGUGAGGUGUUGCCCACGGCCGCACCGCGUGUGCAGCAGCGUUCUCUAAAUCCCGCCUCUAUUGUUAAUCAGCCGCUGCCCGAGAUUCCCACCAAUCAACAGCAGUCAAAGAUUUCCGCUCAGCCGCUUUGCGCCGCCAGUUUAGGGCAGUACCGCUCGUUGCAGCGUCCCCAAACACAGAAACUGCAAUCGGUGGCAAUCUCCUCGCCACAGCAACCACCAACUCUGCCACCCAAGAACAGGCACAAAAACAGCAAUCGUGGUGGAGCCGUCGACAGCAGCAAUGCCAACCACAUGCAGACAUUGCCGCCGAAAUCGGCAAGCUUAAGGCAGCAGCAGGAACGAGAAAGAGAACGUGAACGGGAAAGGGAGCGCCCUCGGCGAGCGGAGACCUUGGACAAUGCCCGCAGCUAUAUAGAACAACAGCAGCAGUAUCCCAGCCACCUGAUAUCCAGCAGCAACAUAAAGAAGCAACACUCCUAUGACAGCAGCUACCAUCAACAACAGCAGCAGCAGCAGCAACAGCAACAACAACAGGCCUUCUACCAAAGACAGCAUAACAACAACUUCUCCACGAAGCAGCAGCAACAGGCUAUGCUAGAACAGCAUCAUCAACAGCAGGCUCUGUUCUAUAGAUCCCUAAAGCGAGGAGAACGGGGAGCAGCUGGCAGCGGAGGAGUCACCGGUGGAGGAGCUGCCAUUAGCAACCACAGCGAUUUAUACUCGGUGACGGAGUUGUAGGAGUGCGCCUGCUGCGGCGGCGGUGUGGAUGUAGUGCGCCGAGGCGCCUCAUCCACAUCGCUGCACGCGGCGGCGGCCACACAAACUCAAACCCACAACCAAAACCAAACGCAAUCGCAGAAUCAGGCGCCUGUUCCCCUGCCACCCAAGAAGCAUCGCCAGCGGGAGAGAGAGCGGAACCUUGAGCGGGAACAGUCGGCACCCUGCAAUGCCAAUUUGUGCGAGGAGCACGAAUACGAUGAGUACUACCCUCAGGUUCAUGAAAUGCAGGCGGCUGCAGGAGGAACCGGAGGAGCAUCCGGAGGAGGAGCACCUUCUAGCUCUGGAUCCAAGCAUGGCAAGCAAAGUCAGCAAAGAGCAGCCACUUUUGAUGUGGCCGAUGCCAGGGAUUACGAACUGAAGCGUUUGGGCAACCGGAGAUCGCAGCAGCAGGCGGCUCCAAGCAAAAGAAAUGGGGGAGGAGCUGGAGCUGGAGCUGUUAGCCAGGAUCACCACCGCAGCCACGAUCGGGAGCGGUCGCGCAGCGACCAUCGCAUUGCCAGCUAUGCCUGUGAGGAGGUCAACUCCUCGGCGCUUUGCAGCGCCGGCUCUAUGAGCUCCAUGCUGCAGCCAGCCAAUGGAACUGGCCACAGGAGCAACAGCCACCAGUACCAGCGUGAUCACCAUCAGCGCGAUCAACAGUUGCAACAACAACAGCAACAGCAACAGCGGGAGCGGCGCGAGAAGACUUUCAAGGUAUGAUUUUUAGAGACGUCAUAAGAAUUGUCCAAUCCGCGCCAGGACAGCAGAAACGGCAGCUCCAGGCGGCGGACGCGUUGAGGGAUAAAUGGAAAGCGAACGUGGCGGAUUCUACAGCGUUUACAAGGAGGUAAACCCCCCGAAAUUGAGGAGGUAUCUAGGAAAACUGAGAAUGGGAGUGACACCAUCGUUGGAGCAUUAUAAUUCGGAGACCCUUGCCUGUGUUUAUGUUUAGCUUAAGUCGCGUAUACUUUAUCUCUGCCCCUGUCUAUCAGUGCCCUGUCCCUUUCACACGUGAGGAUUCCCACUCGUAUAUGAUUGAUUCAAAACUGCAAAUGCUGCUCAAAAGGUGCUGAAAUGUCAAGGGUAGUGGUCGAAAUAAUAGUACCCUAUACUUUCCAAUCGACUUUCUUUUUAUACGAAAUCUAGUAGCUUUGUGGUUGUAAGAUAUACAUUUUAUAGAUGCCAUUUAUAAUAGGAAACUUUUACAAUCCCAAUCUUGAUGAUUAUUGAUUAAUUAUAAUUUUUUAAAAUUGUAUAGCUUUUAAAGUCCAAUCGAUGUUUAGAACCUUUUCCAAAAACUGCCACUAUUAUUUUGACCUCUGCUGUACAUACAGCCGUGUACACCUUAAAACUACAACAGUUCUCUGUUCUGUGUUGUUGCCUAUUGUUAUAUAUAAAGAAAUAACUACCAUUAUCCAUAACGAAUACUUUUUUUGUGACCACUAUUAAAACGUGUAUAUUUUAAACCUAAAUUAAGUCAAUUUAGUUUUAAGCGCAAAACUAUUUAUUUACGACGUAUUGUAGGAUUUGACCCAAAAAAAGACAAAACGGGGGAAAGCGAAGAGACAAUCGGCAAGCUAGUGAUUGUUCUUCAACAUUCUUAAACAAGACUUCGUUAUAAUAUUCUCGAGAAUCAAAUUCUGUCUCUGUUUCUCGCUUUUCGUCGUCAAAAGAACUUAUAAUUUUCAAAAACCGUGUGUUUUUUCUUUAGUUUUUAACGACCUCUUUUUGGAUAAGCGAUUUUUGCUGCAUAUAAAUUUUUUUUUUUUUUUUUUGAGAAUCCGUUGCGAGAACCGACAACAACAACCACAGCGAACGUACGUAAAAUUUUUGUGACGUCAGAAAUCUAAAAGAAACAAAACAAACUAAGAAACACAGGAGCAACAACAAAGCACAAGACAACAAAACACAACACACAAACGAAAACAAGCGAAACACUUCACAAAAUACCACAUAUUAUACACAUAUAUUUAAAGGUUUAACAUUUUAAACAAGCAGACAAGAACAAAAAUGAAAACGUCUUAACUCAAGCAAUAUGAAGAAAAGAUAACGAAAAUAAGCCAUACCAAGUUGUUCAACUAUUUUAAAAACGAAUUCAGAAAGCAAAUUGCUAAAUAAGUAAAAUAGACAUAAACAUACAUUAUAUACUUACAUACUUAUUAUAAAGCAAGCGUAAGGAAUAUUAAUUAAUCGACAACAACAACCACAAACAAUGUUCAGGUCAAUAACUGCAUUUAAGAGGAGAGAAUAAAAGGAACCCCUCGUUAGGCGUUUAAUUAAUCGAAAUGUUUUUAUAUACAAUUGCAAUUACCAAAUAUAUAAAUCCAAAAAGACACCAUUAAACAUAAAAUUUAACAAAAAAAAAACAACUCACAGAAGCCGUUGGCACAGCGUGAAACAUUUUAUAAAACUAACAUAAAUUUACUACUCAAAAUACUUGACACAUACGCGAGCAGUUGUGGCCAAAAUAAUUGUAGUGCCAUUGGAAAAUCAAAAAGUUUACAAAAUGUAGUCUGCCCUUUAUAGUUUUAUGUACACUUUACAAAUUUAUUUCAAGUCGAAAUUUAAAUAAUAAUCGCUUCAGAAGAAGCACUACCAUGAUAUAUAUAUUUUUUACUAUCACUAAUUUAAAUUAAAAACGAAAUUAAAUUCUAUUGAAUCAUUUUAAACCUCCUGUCGAAAGCCAUCUUUGUUCUCCUGUGCAGUUAAGCGCACCAAGGCCACACGUUUAUUUUGACAACAGCUGGUCACACAAGCAAAUUGAAAACCGCAAGUAAGGGAAAUCAAGCAACAAAUAAAUAUUCACAAUUUAAUCUCUCUGCUGUGCAGAUGCAAAUAAAACACGGAAUAAAACCACUUCAACCAUGUUGAAAAAUGUUGCAACACGCA
Drosophila eugracilis is the source of this 7044-nucleotide messenger RNA. Its product is annotated as neurogenic protein mastermind. Lineage: Eukaryota; Metazoa; Arthropoda; Insecta; Diptera; Drosophilidae. The transcript has 10 exons. Gene Ontology annotation, cellular component: plasma membrane. The record is from RefSeq and is a predicted model, not a curated record. Gene Ontology annotation, molecular function: intracellularly calcium-gated chloride channel activity; volume-sensitive chloride channel activity.